Molecule: messenger RNA, 1963 nt
Organism: Acomys russatus (golden spiny mouse)
Lineage: Eukaryota; Metazoa; Chordata; Mammalia; Rodentia; Muridae
Gene: Ubp1
Product: upstream binding protein 1
Exons: 13
Coding region: 162-1547 (461 amino acids)
Biological process (GO): regulation of transcription by RNA polymerase II
Cellular component (GO): nucleus
Molecular function (GO): RNA polymerase II cis-regulatory region sequence-specific DNA binding; DNA-binding transcription activator activity, RNA polymerase II-specific
Source: RefSeq, a predicted model, not a curated record
CCGCUCUCGUCUCAGCCGCGUCCCGGGCCGCCGCUGGUGACCACUCGCCGCGCCGCCGGAGGCUUCACCCGCGUCCUCCCUCAGGACGCGCCCGCGGAGCUCGGGCGCCUUCGCCCCGGACCCGGAGGCCGCGCUGCGCGGGGCGGCGGCGAGGCCGGAAGAUGGCCUGGGUGCUCAGUAUGGACGAGGUGAUCGAGUCCGGGCUGGUGCACGACUUCGACUCCAGCCUGUCCGGCAUCGGGCAGGAGCUGGGCGCCGGCGCCUACAGCAUGAGUGAUGUAUUGGCAUUGCCCAUUUUCAAGCAAGAAGAUUCCAGCCUUUCCUUGGACGAUGAGGCCAAGCACCCCCCCUUUCAAUAUGUAAUGUGUGCUGCGACUUCACCAGCUGUGAAACUGCAUGAUGAGACACUCACGUACUUGAACCAAGGCCAGUCUUAUGAAAUUCGGAUGCUGGAUAAUCGCAAAAUGGGAGAUAUGCCUGAGAUCAGUGGAAAGUUGGUAAAGAGCAUCAUAAGGGUGGUGUUCCAUGACAGGCGGCUACAGUACACAGAGCACCAGCAGCUUGAAGGCUGGAAGUGGAAUCGCCCAGGAGACAGACUUCUCGAUUUAGAUAUUCCAAUGUCUGUGGGAAUAAUUGACACAAGAACAAAUCCAAGCCAGUUAAAUGCAGUUGAAUUUCUGUGGGACCCUGCAAAGCGCACAUCUGCCUUCAUUCAGGUGCACUGCAUCAGCACAGAAUUCACUCCACGGAAGCAUGGAGGUGAAAAAGGAGUGCCUUUUAGGAUCCAAGUUGACACCUUUAAGCAGAAUGAAAAUGGGGAGUACACAGAUCAUCUUCACUCAGCUAGCUGCCAAAUCAAAGUUUUUAAGCCUAAAGGUGCGGAUAGGAAACAAAAAAAUGACCGAGAAAAGAUGGAGAAGAGAACAGCUCAUGAAAAAGAAAAGUAUCAGCCAUCUUACGACACCACCAUCCUCACAGAGAUGAGGCUUGAGCCUAUAAUUGAAGAUGCAGUUGAACAUGAGCAGAAAAAGUCCAGCAAGCGGACUUUGCCAGCAGACUACGGUGAUUCUCUGGCAAAGCGAGGCAGUUGUUCUCCAUGGCCUGACACCCCUACAGCCUAUGUGAAUAACAGCCCUUCCCCAGCACCCACUUUCACCGCCACACAACAGAGCACGUGCAGUGUCCCAGACAGCAAUUCUUCAUCCCCAAAUCACCAGGGAGAUGGAGUUGCACAGGCGCCUGGGGAACAAAUUCAGCCUUCAGCUACAACCCAGGAAACACAGCAGUGGCUGCUCAAAAAUAGGUUUUCUUCUUACACAAGACUGUUCUCUAAUUUUUCAGGUGCCGACUUAUUAAAGCUGACAAAGGAGGAUUUAGUUCAGAUUUGUGGUGCAGCCGAUGGAAUUCGGCUCUAUAAUGCCCUGAAGUCAAGGGCAGGCACUGAUGAGGGCAGAGGUAGACUAAGACUGGUAGCAAUGCACAUGGGCAGGACUGAUUUCUUGAAGACGACUGGGUUUGUUGCCAAGAAAACAAAACUUCUAAUUUAGGUGAGCUCUACAGAAUCUAUGGUUUUCAAGGUCAUGAUUAUUGUUAAGCAGUUAUUAAAUGUGAACUUGUAAUGUCAGUUAGAAUGCAAGAAUUGUGACUGUGCUGGCUUUGAGACCCACUGCCUGCCAUUGCUGUCUCUAGACUUGUGUGCUAAGAGUUUAGUGAGCUCGAGCCUUACUGAUUGCAAAUUGCUUAAUCAAUCUUGAAACUUAAAUUUACCAGCAUCUGACAGACCAUCUCAAUGGUUUAGAGUCUGGACCUGUGAUAGUUGGUGUGAGGUGUGUGGUUUUUAUAUUUUUAUUAGAAAAUUAUUUUGCAUAAUGAAAUAACACUGUAAAGUUCUCAUAAGGAAAAAUAGACUGUAGAUUCCUGUAGUUGUUGAUUGUACAUGUGCUGAGGCAGCUUGCUCUUGUAG